This is a messenger RNA of Entrophospora candida, 293 nucleotides long. The record is from the annotation of a GenBank genome assembly. Lineage: Eukaryota; Fungi; Glomeromycota; Glomeromycetes; Entrophosporales; Entrophosporaceae.
ACAGAAGAAAUAGACUUGAUCAUAACAAGGUGUUAUCAAUGGGUCAAUUAAGGGAUGACAUGAAUUAUAGAAGAAAAAAGACUGAGAUUGAUGAAUCACAAAAAAAAUUCCAUUCCAAAAAUUAUGUUGCUCCAGUUGAGGAAUCAGAAAUACAAGAAAUAGGUCCAAUAGGGUCAAUUGAAAGAAUCAAAAGGACUAGACACCCAGCUAUUAAUAGACAGAAAGGAAAAUGUGAAAUAGAAGAAAUUUUUGAAUAUAAUUUAGAUGAUCCUUCUUUUUAUCAAGAAUUAUAA